Messenger RNA from Gossypium raimondii (Peruvian cotton), 1024 nucleotides. Its product is annotated as transcription repressor OFP12. The transcript has a single exon. The record is from RefSeq and is a predicted model, not a curated record. Bases 160 to 789 code for a protein of 209 amino acids. Lineage: Eukaryota; Viridiplantae; Streptophyta; Magnoliopsida; Malvales; Malvaceae. Gene Ontology annotation, biological process: negative regulation of DNA-templated transcription.
CAAACACUACUUUUCUAAUCUAUUUUUCUUAAGCAGCUCAGGCUUGUGUUUUUUUUCAGCCGAUAAAACCCCCACAUCGCCACCACUUUCAGAGCCCUUUUUCAAUCAUCUUCAAAAUCUCUCCUACUCUCCCUUCUUCUUACAACAACAAAAAGAAAAAUGUCGAAUAUGUUCUUGAAAAUGUUUCAUCUCUGCUUCACAAAUCUUAAAUCAAUGGACGAAUCUUCAAUCUUACUCCCAUCAUCAUCAAUAAAACAAGAUCCUUCAUCGUUUCCCAAGAACUUUAACUCCCUUUACGACCUUUCAACAUCAUCAGCUUCCACUUCCCUUUUAACACCUUCCGUUCGCACCACCGAUUCCGACUCCGACGCCGACGCCACACCUGAUUUCGCCACCGUAUACGCUUCCCACCGUUUCUUCUUCUCUUCUCCAGGUCGUUCUAACUCCAUCAUCGAGUCACCCGAUACAAGGCCCGAAGCUGAACCUAACACCGAGACGACGACCGAAACACCGCCUCAACCACCGCCGAUGGACGGUGGCGUUGCUGUCAAGAAAUACUCGCCGGACCCAUACAGAGAUUUCAGGUUUUCAAUGCAAGAAAUGAUCGAAGCGAGGAACUUAACCGAUGUGAACAAAGACUGGGACUUCCUGCAUGAACUACUCAUCUGUUACCUUACUUUAAACCCCAAAAACACCCACAAGUUCAUCGUUAGUGCUUUUGCUGAUAUCAUUGUCUGUCUACUCUCAUCGUCGCCGGAAUCCGAUACACCCGAAAACCACCGCCGGUGAUUCUCUUUUUUUUUAUCCUUUUCAUUAAUUCCUAGUAAAAAUAGUUAAUAAUUUAGAAAAAGAAAAUGAAAGAUAUUGGCGGUUGUUUUUGUUCUUUUUUGGACUUUUGUUGCAUGGGAUGUUGAUGUCUCGAGCCACUGUCAUUUGGCUAUGUUAUAUAUAUAUAUAUAAAUGUUUUGCACUUGGUGUAAUUUUUUUUUGGUUAAAAGUCUGUGUACUUCUUGAAAAUUAAGAA